Molecule: messenger RNA, 3896 nt
Organism: Silurus meridionalis
Lineage: Eukaryota; Metazoa; Chordata; Actinopteri; Siluriformes; Siluridae
Gene: shc3
Product: SHC (Src homology 2 domain containing) transforming protein 3
Exons: 12
Coding region: 46-1983 (645 amino acids)
Biological process (GO): cell surface receptor protein tyrosine kinase signaling pathway; intracellular signal transduction
Cellular component (GO): plasma membrane
Molecular function (GO): receptor tyrosine kinase binding
Source: RefSeq, a predicted model, not a curated record
GCGUUGCUUGUGCCCGUGCACGCAUAGGCAUACGGAGCCGGGGGCAUGCUGCAGCGCGCCAAGUACAACCGCUUCCGCAAUGAGUCGGUGACAUCUGUCGACGAGCUGCUGCUCCACGGCCUUCCCAUGAAUGCCAAGGUGCCCGCUGGCGCCCCGGUGCCUGCUCCGGACCCGCCGUAUUCACCCGCUGUCGAGGCCCCUCCCCCCGAAACGGCCGAGGACUCAGGCACUGCCCUGUGCACCCUCAUCAACAAGGUGUCCAGUCUUAAAUUCACUAACUCAUCUGGCCUGCUGGGCAUCAAAGGCCUACCGUCGGCCGUCAAGGACCUGGCUGUGUCCAAACUUCAAGGAGGAGGUGGAGGAGUAGGAGGAGGGGGAGCAGGAGGAGGGUCCACGGGCAGCCCGGCAUCUUCCUCCAGCUUCUCGGCAGCCACAGGGGGCAUCUCGUGUGCUUCUGCCACCUCUGGCCACCACGAGCCAGGCUCUAUGAGCACUGGGAAGAAGGGAAGGAUGGAGGAGGCGCAGCCUGGCGCAGAGGACUGGCACGCCGGUGGUGUGGGUGGCAAUGGUGGAGAAUGCGCAGGCCUGGUGAAUAAACCCUCACGAGGAUGGCUGCACUCCAGCGACAAGAUCGCGGGACCUGGAGUGUCGUACGUUGUAAAGUAUUUGGGCUGUAUAGAAGUGCUUCGGUCCAUGAGAUCCCUCGACUUCACCACAAGAUCUCAAAUAACAAGGGAGGCCAUCAGUUUGGUUUGUGAGGCAGUACCUGGCACCAGAGGAGCACUGCGCAAGAAAAAGCCUCCCUCAAAAGCACUUUCUAGUAUUUUGGGGAAAAGUAACCUGCAGUUUGCUGGCAUGAGCAUCAACCUGAACAUCUCAAUCAGCAGCUUAAACCUAAUGACCCCCGACUCCAAACAGAUAAUAGCCAAUCACCAUAUGCAGUCGAUAUCCUUUGCCUCCGGUGGAGAUCCGGACACGACUGAUUUUGUUGCUUAUGUAGCAAAAGAUCCAGUUAAUCGCAGAGCAUGUCAUAUUCUGGAAUGUUCUGAUGGUCUGGCCCAGGAUGUGAUCAGUACGAUAGGGCAGGCGUUCGAUUUGCGCUUCCAGCAGUACCUUCAGUGUCCCUCCAGCAAGCUGUCAGCCAUACACGAUAGGGUGCUGAGUGUUGAGGAGCCUUCCUGGACUGAAGAAGGGGAGGAGCCUCCUGACCACUCAUAUUAUAACAACAUUCCUGGCAAGAUGCCUCCUCCUGGAGGCUUCAUUGAUGCACGCUUAACCAAUCAGAUGCCAGAGAGCAGCCAGGGGGCCGGAGUAGACCAGACAUACUAUCAAGGCAGGCCUUUACUUGUCCAACAAGUAUCCUGUGACAUAUACAGUUUGCCCGAGGUCAAAGGACAGAGCCCAAAACUCAGUGAGGUUCCAACAUAUGUGAACACGCAGCACAUCGAUCCACAGGUGCUGGCGGCACUGCAGGGGGACACGGAGGCCAUCGCUGAACCAUGUGGGGGUGCCACAGCCAAAGACAGCCCCAGGAAAGACCUUUUUGACAUGAAGCCGUUCGAAGAGGCGAUCGUGACUCAGUCCCCGUCAUCGUCGGCAUCUGUGUUAAAUAAGGUAUCGUCGGUGGAUAACUGCAGCCCGGUGCUGGCGCGCUCGGCCCUGCGCUCCCUCCCCGAGCUCGAGCAGCAGAGCUGGUACCAUGGAGAGAUGAGCCGCCACAACGCCGAGAAACUCCUGCGCAACGACGGAGACUUCCUGGUGCGCAAAAGCACCACAAACCCGGGCUCAUACGUGCUGACGGGCAUGCACAACGGCCUCGCCAAACAUCUGCUGCUCGUCGAUCCAGAGGGCACGGUACGAACUAAAGAUCACAUUUUCGAAAGCAUCAGCCACCUGAUUGGCCAUCACCGCGAUAACAACCUACCAAUCGUCUCGGCAGGAAGCGAACUGUCGCUGAAGCAGCCCGUCGAAAGAAAACAGUGAAGCUAUCCAUCCCUGCGUGAACGGAUCAAACAAACUGUACAGCGGGAGCAGGGUCAUUUCCUGAAACCUGAUACUUGAAGAUAUUAGUGCGGGAAGACGACGUAGCGGACGAAGUCGGUUUUACAGCAAAGCCUCCAAUCGUCCAAUCGCCUUUUUGGACCACGCGAAUAGAGAUGGCGGCUGAUUUCUAGAAAUGUUCGAAUUAUUUUGUUUGUGAUGACUGAAAUUCUAUAUUUUUUGAGAAGACACGGUCGCAUUCAGGCUUAUCUGUGUUUUAAAACUCAAAAGGCAAAAUAUUUGGAUGACUGCGAACUCUUCGUGAGACGAGAUAACAAAAGAAGUAUUUUAGAAUAACUUAAAAAAAAGAAGUUUUAGUUUUAUCUAUCAAGCACAACCAGAUUUACAUGUUCGUUGGUAAGAGUUAGAUGAGAUACAAAUAUUUGAGGGAAAAAAACAAAAAAGCGUCGUUUAUAUCGAAAUAUUUUAGAAGUCGUUCUUUAACUGCAGCUAGUGCCAGUGGCAGGUGGUUCGAUCCUAUCAGAUCGCAGUCGGGUAUGCUUUUAUGGAGGAGGAUAUCAGUGUACUCGCUUAAACCGUAGACACACACAAACACACACAUACACAAGGCUUUAAAGUACUGACACUUUUCUAUGAUGUUGAAUCCUGUGGCAGAGCACUCGCAUGACUUGAAAAAAAAAAAAAAAAGUGAAUUGUUCUCGUGGUCAUCGUUCGUAGCCUUCAAAGCCCACUGACAGGUGCUUGUGUAUGCUGACGAUGUACAAUAUUUAUGCUUUUAUUCCGAAUAUUAACAAUUGAAUUUGGUUCAUUCUUUAAACUUGUAAAAAAAAAAUAAGGUGUGUAGUUUAUUAUGUUCAGAGCUUCUUUUAUACCAUGGAUGUUCUAUCAUUUUAUGGCUUUUCACGGCUUGAUUGUGGGCUUUAAACACACACACACACACACACACACACACACACACACACACACACACUCUGAUAUUAUUUACAAUGAUAUAACGGAUAGCACAAACAAUGCAUCAAUCCAGAGUUACAACAGUAAUUAGUGCAUAUAAACAUUGAUAGCAAUUGUUAGCUAUAACACGAUCAGUGAUUGGAUAAUUAAUUUGUUAGCAUCCAAUCAGAUUCUGGGUCAUUUAUUUAUCGAUUUAUUUAUUUAUUUAUUUAUUUAUUUAUCUAUUUAUUUAUUUAUCGAUUUAUUGAAAUUUUUUAAAUCGCAAGUUAAGAAAUCGAAGCGCAUGCCAAUGGCUUUAGUGAGUCGGGUUCAUAGAUUGUCCCUCGUGAACACGCUUUUAUUCACCAACACUGGACUCUUGUUUCUUUUCAUUUUCUUUCUUUCUUUCUUUCUUUCUUUCUUUCUUUCUUUCUUUCUUUCUUUCUUUCUUACAUAAAUGUGAGUCUUCAUUUCAAAGGAAAAACUUAACCACAAGUACUUGACAAGUCUUUCCAAAGUAACUCAGACAAAACGGCGUACCGGGUUCAGUUCCGUCCUCUUUUCAAGAUGGCCGCCGGAGAGCGUUUCACUAUGUAUGAAAGUAAUCAUUCACCUAUGCAAUUACACACGUUAGUUGAUUAUAUUACAAAACAGUAGAAUUAGGAACAUCUUAUUAAUCCUGGAGACACGCACCGAAAUUUGUGUAAUAAUAAUUUCUAUUUAUCGGUCUUACAGUUAAGAUAGGACACUGCAUUACCAAGUAGUGAAUGUAUUUAUACUUCAGUACUUGCAUAGGAAAAAAUGGUUAUUUUCAUAUACGCUGAAGUAGAGUUAAAAAAACGCGGGCUUGUUCUUUUUGGAUAUUGUGAUCAUUUCUUAACCACACACUGGACACCUAAUAUUGAUGUAUUGAUAUAUUUUUCACAUAAAAUACACAAAACUGCAGUAAAGAAACCUGAAAGUAA